AUGAAUCUUCAAAGUUCAUUAUCUGAUCCAGAAUCUAUUGAAUCAACAAAUCAACAAACAUCAAAGUCUCGUCGUCCUUUAACAUUACCAGUAUCUUUAAGUAACACUUAUCCUCAAAGUCCAGCUGAACGUUAUAUUAUUGCUAAAUCACAAAUGUUAAUAAGUCCAAACGAAGACUUAGAUAUUUCACCAAAAACUCCAUCAUCUAUAACUUCAUCAAUUACUCAAAGUAGUAUUAGUUCAGUUCAAUGUCCAAUGAGUCAUACUGAACUCAUGGAUAGAUGGCAUCAAAAAAAAGCGCAUGAAAUUUGUAAAAAACAUAAACAUCAAUAUAUAUACGGAACACCUUUAUCACCAUCGGCUCAAACAUCAAGUUCAUUGGGUAUGACAUUUUCUUUACCAAUGUUUUAUAAACCAGCUACACCAUCAAAUUUAUCUUCACCAUCGCAAAAGAAUGAUUUACAAUCAUCUAUUUCAUCAAAUCAUACAAUAAAAAAAAGAUAA
This is a messenger RNA of Rotaria sp. Silwood1, 504 nucleotides long. Lineage: Eukaryota; Metazoa; Rotifera; Eurotatoria; Philodinida; Philodinidae. The record is from the annotation of a GenBank genome assembly.